This is a messenger RNA of Raphanus sativus (radish), 872 nucleotides long. RefSeq lists its product as uncharacterized. The coding region runs from base 90 to 731 and encodes 213 amino acids. The transcript has a single exon. The record is from RefSeq and is a predicted model, not a curated record. NCBI's taxonomy places the organism in Eukaryota, Viridiplantae, Streptophyta, Magnoliopsida, Brassicales, Brassicaceae.
UCGCUUUAUUAAUCAGAUCAGCAUCUUUCCUCUGUACUCACCACAACUCUCAACGCUUCUCUCAAUCUCAAUUGCAUUGUCACACUUCCAUGGCCUUAGAUCAAAGCACGAAUCCACCGAUCAUGGAGUCAAAGACGAGACACCACCACCCUCUCCACCAGAUCGCAGACACGCCAACGCACAAGCUACUCCUUAAACAGUGGCUGAAAGAAGAAGAGCUCAUCCUCAGCCGCGUCUCCCACAAAGAAUCUCAGAUCGAUUCCGUUCGACGAGAGAUUACUCAGCUCUACAUCUUCUUCUUCCUCUUCCACUCCAUUUCCCUCCUCCUCCUCUUCCACGCCGCUUCCUCCAUCUCUUCCUCUACUUCUUCAUCAUCAGCCUGUAAGAGAUCAUGGAUCCCUUCUCUCUGCUCCCUCGUGUCUUCGCUCGGGAUCAUAUGGGCCGUGAGGUACAAGUCUGAAGUCGAGUCGCAUGCCGAGAAGUUGUUGGAGAGGGAGAGAGAAGACGCGAAGCUGUUGCGGAAGUGCGUAGAGGAGUUGAAGAAGAAAGGGGUUGAGUUUGAUUUGCUCAAGGAAGUGGACGCUCUUCGUAGGGCGAAGAGCUUGAGGGUUGAGUCGAAGUUGGUGGCUGCUGCUGUGAGGAAAUGGUCUGCGAGGGAUUUCGUGACGCUCUUCUUCUUCUCUGUUUCCUGUUUGGUUCUUGCGAUGGUUAGGCUCAUCCUCUGCGAUUAGAUUCUCUCUUGCCUUUUUUUUUCUCUUUUGUUAUACUUUGCAGUACUAUUUCAGCAGAAAGUUUCUUGUUUCUGCAAGUUUUAAUGCUUUUUUUUGGAGAAUGAUAAAGAGAAUAAAAACAUGUUUGAUCCUUUUUGUUCA